Molecule: messenger RNA, 2205 nt
Organism: Aspergillus ochraceoroseus IBT 24754
Lineage: Eukaryota; Fungi; Ascomycota; Eurotiomycetes; Eurotiales; Aspergillaceae
Product: guanine nucleotide exchange factor MON1
Exons: 5
Coding region: 125-2053 (642 amino acids)
Biological process (GO): protein targeting to vacuole; vesicle-mediated transport
Cellular component (GO): fungal-type vacuole membrane; Mon1-Ccz1 complex
Source: RefSeq, a predicted model, not a curated record
CGUUGCUGUGAUUCUUGACUUUUCUUAAUAUAUGAUAAUAUGCUUUACAGAUCCUAACUGCACCCCUUUUGGUCAUUCGUGAGGCAGAUGUUCCGCUCUCUCCAAUGCGCGCCAGCUACUUACUAUGGACCCGGAAGUUCGCGAUCCGCCACGGGGCUCAUCCGGUGACGAUGAUGAUGAUGAUGAUGCGCAGGCCCGUGUGAAGGAUGAAUCUGUCUAUUUAACAAGCGAUCAAUCUCGAUGUAUCAGCUCCGAUCGCAGUUCUAGCCCCGAAGGCCGUCCCCCACCUUUACCUCCGCGUCCCAAUACCCUCAGCCUGUUGGAGGAUGGAGGCGCACCUCCCGGGACUCCGCGACUGAAUACCCCAGUGACGCAGCUACCUCUGCAGUCAAGGGCUACCACCGCUGUGUCUUUAACGGAUAUUGCGUCUUAUGAAAAUGGAAGGGACGUCUUCCCCCCCGUUCGCCCACUCCCUGGCACUUUACGAGCCAAGGCCAGCCUGAGCCACCUAGCCCUAACUACCCCCAAGGGUGGGAGUGACGCUGGUGAUUCUGCGAGUGUUCGAAGUUUUGCGCCAUACACCGAACUUGGUGAUGGUGACAAUGUCUUCAACGAUCUCGCAUCAUCGGACCCCGGGGUUGUUCAAGAAGAUAGCACUACUGGUUUGAUGCAGUUUCCCGAGUUUCAGGCGGAUGACAUCGAAGACGACUUCACAGGUGAAUUUGAAUCAGUCGGGGAUAUUGGUGAGCAGGGAGAGAAUGAGGAGCUGGUUUUGAAGAACUGGAAAGCAAAACGGAAACACUACAUCAUUCUUUCGGCUGCUGGAAAGCCGAUCUGGACCAGACAUGGGGAUGGCGGGCUCAUUUCAACCUAUGUUGGGAUUAUCCAGACCAUCAUCUCCUUCUAUGAAGAUUCCGGGGACCGCUUGAGCAGUUUUACCGCUGGCGAUACCAAAUUCGCGGUGGUAACCAAAGGGCCAUUACAUUUGGUUGCAAUCAGUCGAAUUCUCGAAAGUGAUACUCAACUCAAGCUUCAACUUGAAGCGCUGUAUAUGCAGAUUCUAUCUACGUUAACUCUUCCGUCUCUAACCCACCUUUUCUCGGUGCGGCCGUCUACCGAUUUAAAACGCCCGUUGCAAGGAUCCGAAACGCUCCUAUCAACACUCGCGGACAGUUUCACCCGGGGCUCGCCUUCAACCUUGCUUUCGGCUUUGGAAUGCCUGAAAAUCCGCAAAUCUCACCGUCAAACCAUCAACAACACCCUUUUGAAGACAAAAGUAAGCAAUCUCCUCUACGGCCUCGUGGUUGCAGGCGGUCGCCUAGUCAGCGUGAUCAGGCCCAAGAAACACUCAUUACACCCCGGUGACCUGCUGCUAUUAUUUAAUAUGAUUUUUGAGGCAGAGGCCGUCAAAGCUGGCGGUGGCGAAAGCUGGAUUCCGGUGUGUCUCCCCGGAUUCAACAGCAGCGGAUAUUUAUACAUGUAUGUCAGCUUCCUCGAUCUCAGGGAGGACGCCAGCAGUGCAGCGGAAGACACAGCCACAAAGGAAGAAUCGGUUGCAAUUAUCUUAAUCAGCACGGAUAAAGAAAGCUUCUUUGAAUUACAGAAAAUGAGAGAUAUCUUUGUGGAGCAAAUGGAAAAAAACGGCAGCAUCAAAAUAAUCAAGGAGGCCAUCGACAAGGGCCGACCAAGCACAACCGACAUCGUCCCAGGGACUGUCUUGCAUCACUUUAUGUACAAAUCGCGGGCGAAUGUACAAUUCACGAUGUCCUCGUAUGACCUAGAAUUCUCGUCUGCCUCCCGACGUCGAAGGCUGAUGUCGACGUAUAAUAACCUUCACGCGAGCGUUCACGCAAAGCAUACCCAUGUCAAGGUGCACCACUGCGUCACACAGUCCUCGAGUUCCUUCGCAUGGGUAACCCCCGUAUUCGAACUCUACUGUGUUGCUGGUCCACAUGCAAAUCGCAACGCGCUCGCUCAGAGCGCUAGUAAGAUUGUCCAGUGGGUACAAAAGGAAGAAGAAAGAUUAUUCAUCAUCGGUGGCGCUGUUUUUUGAGCCCUCGAUUCCAAUUUUUUUUUUUUUUUUUUGGAGUUAUCUCAUGGGUGGAGAUAUAUUAUAUUAUAUUAUUUAUUGAUUUUACCUAUAGACCAAGAAGAUACUCUGUAUAAGUCCUGUAAAUACUCCUUUGCUACCUCUCAACUGAAAUC